AUGACGGAAGCCCAGAAUAUUAGGGCCUUGGACCUGGCAAAGGCGUUAAGAGGCCAUUGGGUCCAGACUGAUUUGCAGAUGAGGGAACGGGCCACCUGGAGGUGUGGUCUUGGUCCUAGUUAUGAAGUUGCAACCGCCCUAGAAAAUCGAAGCCAUAAGGUUCGGUAUUCAGAUUCAGUGGAAAAUGGAUCAAUUAUAUUUUCUCUUUCUGGAGUUGCAUUUUUAUUGAUGGAUGCUAAAAAAUGCUUUAUGUCUGCUGAAGAAACAUUUCUAGCCAAAAUUGAGAAGUUUAUUAACAUUCACCGAAAUAGUUUUUUGGUUCUGUCUGCUGCCCUGCAUGGGCCUGAGGAAUGGAAACUGAUGUUCAGGAUUCAGCAGAGAUUCCUGGGUAGUAACCUACGGAUACUUCCAGUACACAACACAAUAAAUGCUAUUAAUCUUAUGUGCACCAUAGCUAAGAUCACCUCCAAACCACACAUAGAUAGCAUCUGCUACAGAAUGAUAACAACUAAAGCUUACAUCAUUGAGCAAAGUCCAGUUUGGAAAACACUUCAAAAGAUAAAACUGAGUAGUGAUACAUUUAACCCAAAUUAAAUUAUCAAUUACAAAUGUUCUUUUGGAAGAAUAUUAAAAUAAAAUACAUACAAUUAAAAAAAAUGAUUUUAUUUUCAGGAGUUCUGUUACUUCCUUUAAUAAUGUUCAGAAAAGAGACUUCCCUGGUGGCACAGUGGUUGGGCAACCGUCUGCCAAUGCAGGGUACGCGGGUUCAAUCCCUGGUCCAGGAGGAUCCCACAUGCCA
Globicephala melas (long-finned pilot whale) is the source of this 799-nucleotide messenger RNA. The record is from RefSeq and is a predicted model, not a curated record. Lineage: Eukaryota; Metazoa; Chordata; Mammalia; Artiodactyla; Delphinidae.